UAUAUUUUUACUGUUGGCAAUAUACAUUGUGCAAAAAAUGCAAUUAUUUGAUAAAAGCGUAGAAUAUAUAAGCGAUACACCUCUCGACAACAGUUAAGUGAUUUGUUAUUUUAUACACCAAUUGUGAAAUAAGCAAACGGGAAAAUGUCUGAAACAAAGAAUGAUGCUAAUCCUCCGUCAUAUGAAGAAGCCAUGCAGGCACCUUUGGAACCACCAACAAUGGCUUUGAAAUAUCCCAACUCGCAUGAGUCAACUCAGCAAGCACCUAAUCCGUAUAUAAAUCUAGGUCCACAACCAUCACUAGAUCAGCAACAGCAUUAUGCGAACGCUACAGCACCUAACACUUCCAGCCAUACAGGUUGCUAUGGUCAAGUGCCUUCGUAUGGUGCGUUCGAGUCAACGCCAGUUAACGUGGUUAUAAGUCAGCCGCUUACCGUUCCCCCUGAAAUCAUUAUUAUUGGUGGCUGUCCAGUUUGUCGUAUCGGCAUUUUAGAAGACUCUUUCCCUCUCUUGGCUCUAUGCUGUGCAAUUGCCUUCUUUCCGGUGGGCAUACUUUGUUGUAUAGCAAUGAAAAACAAACGCUGUUCCAAUUGUGGUGCAGAAUUUUAGUUUUUCAAACAGAUCCAUUCAACAUUCGUAAGCAAGCGAUAUUGAUUUUAUUGAUUAAAAAGCUUUAUAAUUCCUUUCUUUUUUUUUUGUUUUGUUUUGAUUUCGAAACUAAAGAGUUUGCAUGACGGCCAGGCUAAAAAGCCUUUAAAAUUAUCAUUGUUACUAAUUUGUACACCACGGUAUAAGCAUAAAUACGAAAAAAAAAAAAUGUGUUGUAUAUAGUUAAGCAUUGUAUCCAUUUCCACAUUGUAUCUAUGUAUAUAUGUAUGUUUAACAUUUGUGGAUUUUCUUUUUAUAUAAAUGGUUUAAUUUGUCCAGAAAAACAAUAAAUAAAAGAAUGAAAGCAAGACAAUAGAUGUGUGCAGUAUUAGUUGUGCUGCUUGGUAGACGCUUAACGAUCCGAGAUUUAUCAUGAACCAGUGAGAAUAGCGACAUAUUGUGCACUAGACGGAUUGAAUCUUAUUAAGUUUACUUUUACUAUUAAGUUACAGAUUUUACGGGGAAAGUAAAAGUGUCGCUGAUUAUUAAGCAUACAUGCAUCUGUCCGAUGAGAGAUGUCGACAUAGUGCUGGUCGACAUAUCGCCAUUAUUUAAAUUAUUCACGUUGAUCCUGAAAUAUUGCUGCUGGUGAUGCUUGAGGUCGUUGUGACCGCACUUUGCUGCUGACUGAAAAUAAUAGAAUUUCAGGUUGAGUUUAAUUGCAACGGCGUCGGAAGAUAACUGAUUAUAACUGAGCUUGAAUUUAUCAUAACGUUAUCCAUUACCGAUAAACCAGCCUGGUAUGAAGUUGAUGUGAUUUAAAUUACUAUAAUCAUUCACUUGUUCGCAAUAUAUUCAGAGCAAAAACAACAAUUGAUAUAAGAGAGGUUCUGCUAUAAGGCAAAAAGUUGAACUUCUUUUUUUCCCUGCCGGCUAAUCUGAUUGAAAAUAACUUACAUUAUGAUGGCAGAAAGCAAAGGAUUACUUGAAAGUAUUUGACAAUCGUAAUACUUUGAAACUGUCGAACGAACUUUCUAAGUUUUAUUUUCAUAAAAAUAGAUUAGUACGAAUUUUAUUAACAAAAAGCGCGCAUGAUUUCAGAGAGGGUAAAAGGAAAAGAUCGGCCUUGGGUAAUGAACGGCGUUUAUAUUUUAAAUGAUGCCAGAUGAGUUAUAAAAAUUCUUUCCACGGAAAAUGUGUAGUCUGCUUUUAAAAAAAUGAAAAACUGUGUGACAGAACAUGAACGCUGAUUAAGAGAAAGAGAAUAACAAACACAUUUCAUUGACGAGCAAAGUUUUGCUCAGCAAUGAUAAAACCAUGUACACCUUAAAUUACACACUGCCGUACAACCGCUUUAAAUUAAAAAAUUCCCCUGCUCAUGUAAACAAAACCGAAGUAUUCGAAGCACUCGGAGAUUUCAGUUAAACACAAUAACAUCAAGUAUUUUUGCAAAUUCUCUUCGUAUCACAUUUUCUCAUUCGACAUACGAAAGCCAUAUUUUUCUUCGAUAUGUGUCGUUCUGUCAUGAAUUUCACAACAUGCGACCAAAUAUUGUAUAGUUAGUUAAUCAACCUGACGAACCUGUCAUCUGUAAUCAAUCCUUAACGUAAUAUAAUGUAAAAACUGUGAGUAACAUUACAACCUUAAAGAUUGAAUAUAUUCGCGUCAUUUCACUCCAUACAUUGGCCGUAGACAUAACAUACAAUUAGCUAUCAAAAAUUUUUACUUUUUUCGUUUAGAAGGUAGGUAUAGAUUAUUCUGUUGGUUUUUCUAUUCAAAUUUUGUCGAAAAUUUUUUCUGAUUAUGUAAUUUCAUGAAAUCGUAAGACCCGAUAUUACAAUAAAAUUCAAUGUGGACAUCGUUUUGAACAAAAGUAAUUUGAACUUUCUUUAGCGUUCUCUGCAAUUUCCUUCUAUUAUUUUCCUAAAUUAUUCGCUUAAGGAUUAAAUUAGCUAAAGGUACUUUCUUCAACCGUUUAUAUGAAACUCGAUUUUUUCCAUCCAUAAAUACGUUGGAUAGGGGAGUAUUCACUUUAUUUUUUACAAUUUUUCACUUAACUUCAAAAGAAAGCUCAUUUUAAGAGGAAAGAAAAAAAAAACCUAAUUUACUCUAAAUUAAAAAGAAGGAAAGGAAGAAAGGAAAUUGCAUGGGCGGGCGAAUCAGGAAUCUAGCCUUAGUGCCGACACAAUUCAGGUUCGUAAAGACGUUCUAGUCUUUCGUCAGAUGCGCUUAGAUGUCGCUUGAAGGCGUGAACUCGUUGCAAUCUUUACUCCUCUCUUACACGACUCGUUUGAUGAUAAUUCUCAACUUUUGCAAGUUGCCACUUUUUGGAGCAAUUUUCGUGCAGAGUGAUGAAACGCGGUGACCUAAGGGAACUACUUAAAUUAAUUGAUUUCCAAUAAUUCGCCAUAGUUUUAAUAUUCAUCAGAUUGCUUUGUUAACCAGCAUUAUCCAAAGAAUUAUCUU
Messenger RNA from Glossina fuscipes, 3054 nucleotides. Its product is annotated as brain protein I3. NCBI's taxonomy places the organism in Eukaryota, Metazoa, Arthropoda, Insecta, Diptera, Glossinidae. The record is from RefSeq and is a predicted model, not a curated record. Bases 145 to 609 code for a protein of 154 amino acids. The transcript is spliced from 2 exons.